Molecule: messenger RNA, 1842 nt
Organism: Vicia villosa (hairy vetch)
Lineage: Eukaryota; Viridiplantae; Streptophyta; Magnoliopsida; Fabales; Fabaceae
Product: origin of replication complex subunit 6-like
Exons: 9
Coding region: 104-964 (286 amino acids)
Biological process (GO): DNA replication initiation; DNA replication
Cellular component (GO): nuclear origin of replication recognition complex
Molecular function (GO): DNA binding
Source: RefSeq, a predicted model, not a curated record
UCUCGCUUCACAAUCUCCCAUUUUCUCCGAUUUCCCCCAUCUUCUAAAUCCAUUUCUCAAUCAUCACCCCCAUAUUCAGUAGAAAAACCCAAACAAACAAAAAAUGGAUAUCUCAGAAAUUGCAAAAAAACUCGGACUCUCCGACUCAAAAAUCCUCAUCCGUAAAGCCGCCGAACUCCGUCGCCUCUGCGAUGUUCACUUCGAUUCCUCGAUCAUCGGCGUCGGCGAGGUUGCCAAAGCUAUCAUCUGUAUGGAGAUCGCGGCGACGAGGCUCGGUGUUCUCUUUGAUCGAUCGUCUGCUGUGAAACUCAGUGGAAUGUCUGAGAGAGCUUAUAUCAGAUCUUAUAAUUCACUUCAUAAUGGCAUCGGCGUCAAGUUGAAGCUAGAUGUGAGAGAAUUGGCUAUUCGAUUCGGUUGUGUGAGGAUUAUACCUUAUGUUCGCGAUGGUCUCAAGCUUUAUAAGGAUAGAUUUCUUGCUUCGUUGCCGGCUGCUCGCCGUGCUAGUGCCGAUUUUACUCGUCCGGUGUUCAUGGCUGUUGCUUUUUAUUUAAGUGCUAAGAAACAAAAGCUCAAAGUUGAUAAGAUUAAGUUAAUUGAACUUUGCGGUACUUCUGAAUCAGAAUUUUCUAGUGUUUCCACUUCUAUGAAAGACUUGUGCCAUGAUGUUUUUGGGGUAGCUAAAGAAAAGAAAGACCCUAAAGAAGUUAAGACCAAUAGAGAUUUGCUUGAUGUCUUACCAAGCAAAAGAAAAGCCGAGGAUGGUGGUUAUUUGUCUGAUGAUGGAGCAGAGGUUUCAUGUUAUAAAAAAAAGAAACAGAUGGAAACACAUGAUUAUGAGAAGUGGAAAUCUUCUGUCCUUGCAUCCAAUAAACAAGAUAAGAAAGUGCAUAGUAAGAAACCAAUACAGACAAGCCUCAACUUUGUCAAGGAAGCUCCUGAGACCCAGAAGUUGGAGGUGUUGUGAGAUGGUAUUGUUUUUACUGUGGUGAAAGAAGAUUACCUGGGAAGUUCGGUACUGUAUAAAUUAAAGAAUGAAAGUAACAGAGAAGUUGUCUAGUUGUGACUAUUUUUACAUAUAAGCUUCUCAGAUUUGUUGAAGUUGUCUUUUGGGGAAUUUCGGAAGCAUUAAAUUAUAGCAAGAACUGUGUACAUACUAUCAUUUUUUUAAAAACUUUCCUGAUAUUUGGCUUCAAAAUGUGUCACAUAGAGGUUCAUUUACCUGUACAAGACAGUAAUUCUGGGAAUCAGGGUGUCUGCAAUUUUCUUUGUAUUCAUACAUUUCUAUCUAUUUAAUCAGACCUUACUUGAAUGAAACUGUUGGUCCUUACCAUUGUAGUUUUUUUUUUGUUUUUGAUGAAGUGUAGUUUUCUUGGUAGAAGGAUUUAGUUUAUAAAUUGAUUUGGAGAAGGCUUACUAUUAAGAAGAUCCUAAAAGUCUCACAUUGGUUGGAGAUAGAGCAUUGAAAGAGUAUAUAUAGAGAGACACUCCUCACUUUACUAACCGGUUUUAUAAGGAUGAGUUAGGUCAAACUCUAAUAUGGUAUCAGAGGCUAUCGAUCGGACCAUGGCCCGCCAAUAAAAAGAGUAAUGGGUGUGAGGGGGUUUAUUAGGAAGAUCCUAAACGGGACAUCUUCAACAAUUUGGGUUCCCUCCUAUCAUUGUACAUCUUAUCAUGCAUUGUGUUUCAUCCUCUACCUUGUCUCUUAUUUGGAAUGGUCAUGGUUUUCGUCUUUCUCCCAUACCUUGCCCUUGCCAAGGGACCCCCUUUCCCCUAUCUUUUUGUUAUGUGCAUGGAAUUUUUAUCUCAUGCUAUUAUGAAAGCAAUUUAUAACAAUCAAGGGAA